CUCAUUGCAGUUUUGGGAGUGUGCACGGCAAGAGCCCACACGACUGCCAAUAAAAAGAUUGAAGUGUGCACGUUGAGUUACACGCGAACGCCACGAGCUCAACGUGCUUCCUUCGAGCAAUCCAAAGAGGACUUCGAGGUGUCCUUAUCCAAUUUAUCUUUUUCUCAGCCCUCAAAGGAGAUCGCCUCUAAGAUGGAAAUAACUGUCAGCCAGCAACAGUUUCUUCCACCUGCCUGCUUUUUCACCGCUGCUGCACAAAGCAUCCAGCUGAGCCCGACCGACAGCCAGUGCAGCGGGAAAUCCGUGUCCAAGCAAGCGAAGAGACAGCGCUCCUCCUCACCUGAGCUGCUGAGAUGCAAGAGGCGGCUCAACUUUGCGGGCUUUGGGUAUAGCCUGCCUCAGCAACAGCCACACGCGGUGGCCAGGCGCAACGAAAGGGAGAGAAACAGGGUGAAGUUGGUCAACAACGGGUUCGCCACUCUCCGGGAGCAUGUCCCUAACGGCGCCGCCAACAAGAAAAUGAGCAAAGUGGAGACCCUGCGCUCGGCUGUGGAGUACAUUCGGGCUCUGCAGCAGCUCCUGGACGAACACGACGCAGUUAGUGCUGCCUUUCAGUCCGGUGUCCUUUCUCCCACCAUUUCGCAGAAUUACUCCAACGACAUGAACUCUAUGGCCGGCUCUCCGGUGUCCUCCUAUUCAUCUGAUGAAGGAUCUUAUAACCCACUAAGUCCCGAGGAACAGGAGCUCUUGGACUUCACCAGCUGGUUCUGAGAUCUAUCAACUAUUUGUGUAACAGAAAUUUUUUUUUUUUCCGCGAUUCCUUGACGUGCGUGAAAGUAGCGCAGCACACAGGAGCCCAAACGCCGUCCAGGAUCAUGCAGCACUUCGCUUUCGCUGCGGUCCACUGACCGAUGGGCCGAGCUCGGUGGAGGACGCGACCCCUGAAUCCCGAUGGUGCUCGAAAGAGGCGCUAAGAAGACAUGGACACAUACCACUGACAGCGUGGGAAACAACCUCUUGGGUCAUACAUCCACGAAUGCGAUUUCCUAACAUGACUCUUAUUACAGUAUAAUGCUAUUCAAACACCAUAGAAAUGCUCGCAAACUAUGCUAAAACCCCAAUCAAAGAACUUAAAACCUUUUGUAAAAUUUAAUGACGUAAUAAUUGUAACAUGCUUCCAUCUCUGUGGAUUUUAUUAUAAGAAAUUCUAUUUGUAACAAACAUAUCAUUUUUAAAAAAUAUAUUAAGCUAUUUUUGUAUAUAAGAGACAUUUAUAGAACUUUUGUACACAUUGUUUUAAUUUGUAUAUAUCUUGACGAUAUGUAUGGAUAUGCAUUACCUCUGCCUAUUUAGACGUGUAGUCUAUAUUGCUUCGCCAAUAGCGAUUCUGUGCAUGGUGUACGAAGUUUCAAAGAGGGGCGAGAGGCUCUGUGUAGCUUAGCACCGACGUGUCUUAUUUAAUUAAUAGGAAGUACCUGUUAUUAUGAAGUAUCUCGGAGUUCACCAUGAACAAAGUUUAUGCAGCUAUUUUCCAAACGCAGAUAGCUAUGGAGUUACCUAUGUCCGGCAUACUCUCCAUUGCCUUCAUUGCUUCUGGGUUUAUUUUGAAAUAACGAGAAAGAAAAGCAUAUAACCAUUUUUUCUAUAUUCUAAUUUCGUAAUAAAUUUUUGUAAAGUAA
Molecule: messenger RNA, 1679 nt
Organism: Brienomyrus brachyistius
Lineage: Eukaryota; Metazoa; Chordata; Actinopteri; Osteoglossiformes; Mormyridae
Gene: ascl1a
Product: achaete-scute family bHLH transcription factor 1a
Exons: 2
Coding region: 193-771 (192 amino acids)
Biological process (GO): positive regulation of transcription by RNA polymerase II; neuron differentiation; regulation of neurogenesis
Cellular component (GO): RNA polymerase II transcription regulator complex
Molecular function (GO): RNA polymerase II transcription regulatory region sequence-specific DNA binding; DNA-binding transcription factor activity, RNA polymerase II-specific; protein dimerization activity
Source: RefSeq, a predicted model, not a curated record